ACAGUAGUCAUUUAGUAUUGUAGCGCUGCGGUUGUAUCGCUGUCUAGUGUUUAUGUGCGAAAUGUUUUGCGGUAAAGUCGAGGCGAAUUUGAAGUUGCAGCAGUUGGCAGUGAAAUGCAAGGAAAAGUGCCUGGAUCCGAAAGCAUUCAGUUGUGUACAGAAAGUUUUGUGUAAAAAUGAAAACAAAAAUGCGAGUAUACGAUGGAAAUUGUUAAAAUUUUGCUUAAUUUUUAUUCUAUCGGUUUAUGGAUAUAACUAUUUCUGCAGGGAAAUGUCAUCAAAGCGCUGCCUACUGGAGUUGCCAAGAACACUUCGAUAUGCUUUUCGACCUUCUGAAGACUGCAGCUUUUGUAAAAAAAUAGAAAAUGCAAUUCGUUUACGUGGAAUAACAAGUGAGGAAUUCGCAUCGAGAUAUGCCAAUGGGGGAGGGCCAGUCAUAGUGGAGGAUGCUACAAGAAAUUGGACAGCACCAAUUAAAUUCAAUUACUGGUACUUCCGCGACAUUUAUUCCAAUGCAAAACGCAAACAAAAAAUACUUGAUUGUCAGUUUCUACCCUACCAGACAGGCUUCAAGAACCUUUACAAAGCUUUGGAUAUGCCUAAAGAGCGCGUGGAGUUAAAGCCUGGCUAUCAGCCGUGGUAUUUUGGCUGGAGUAAUUGUAAUCCUGAGACAGCUGAAGAAUUCCGUAAGCAUUAUGGGCGUCCCUACUUUCUUCCACCCACAGCCGAAAACCACGCGGUAGAUUGGUUCUUCAUCGGCACAGCUGGACUGGGUGCACACAUGCAUAUCGACAAUGUACGUUUACCAUCGUGGCAAGCCCAGCUGUCGGGCAGCAAACGUUGGCUACUCGCUCCACCACCGGAGUGCUACUUCAAAUGUAAACGCUUCGACACAAUCGUUCGAAAGGGGGACAUAAUUGUUUUGGAUACCAAUAAGUGGUACCACCAGACGUUUGUGCAGCCGGGGGAAGUCAGUCUUACCAUUGGCGCUGAGUAUGACUAAGUAAUAUCGAAAGUUCCAUGUAAACAUUCUCUUGAAACAAAGCUUGAUAUUAAGUGACGUUAAUUUCAUUUAUAUUAUUUUUAAGUUAAAUUUUAUAUAUAUUAAAUUUAAGUUAAAAAAAAUAACUGAAAAAUAAACAAAGACCUCCUACAUACUGUCACAAAGUCAUAUCAAGCUUCUUAUAAAAAGUUUCUGUUUUGAAAUUGACUCGAUUAUUUUACGAAUGGAAGAACCAAUAAUAACAUAAUAGUGAUAUAUAUAUGAUGGUUUAUGUGCAGCCACACUCAGUUAUACAUUUGACCCUUUUAAUUUCUUGCAACCAAAAUUAUAAGAUAUUUUUAA
Bactrocera oleae (olive fruit fly) is the source of this 1345-nucleotide messenger RNA. Its product is annotated as bifunctional arginine demethylase and lysyl-hydroxylase JMJD6-B. Gene Ontology annotation, molecular function: 2-oxoglutarate-dependent dioxygenase activity. NCBI's taxonomy places the organism in Eukaryota, Metazoa, Arthropoda, Insecta, Diptera, Tephritidae. The record is from RefSeq and is a predicted model, not a curated record.